AUGGUCGUUCAAUGGCUUGGUUUUAAAGGCAGAGUUUAUCAGGUAAUUCAUGAUAACUCAAUCAGAAUGAAGGGCCAUGUGUAUAACAAUAUGGAAGAGUUACGCAUCUUGAAUUAUUUUAAGGUGCAUCAUAGAUCGUGCAGAGUCUCUACUCCAAUAGAGGUUAGUUGGUCUCCUCCUAACCAAGAUGAAAUUAUGAUUUGUUGUGAUGGUGCUUCACUGGGAAAUCCAGUCCAAGCCGGUGCUGGUGUUACUUUUCAUGAUGCCAAUGCAGCAGUGCUCAGAGUUCUUUGUGUUGGCCUUGGUUGGCAAACUAAUUAUUAUGCGGAAGUAUGUGCUGUAAUUUAUGGUGUGAUGCUAGCCAAGGGGUGGAAUGUGAAGAAUAUUUGUGUUCAAUCAGAUUCGAUGAGUUGCACUCAAGCUUUUCAGAAGGGUGAGCUGCCUUGGCAGCUAAUGCCGAAGUGGAGACUUGCGAGAAAUUUUCACAAUAGUAUUCGUUAUAUUCAUAGCUAUAGAGAAGCUAAUUUUUCAGCUGAUGCUUUGUCCAAGCGAGCUUGUUUGCUGGCCGAAGAUAUUUUUGAGUUUUAUGAGGGAAGACCAGGCUUUAUUCUAUCUGUAGAGUGGCCUGGUGGGGUAUACUACCAUUUCAAAUAG
This is a messenger RNA of Papaver somniferum (opium poppy), 654 nucleotides long. RefSeq lists its product as uncharacterized. The transcript has a single exon. Bases 1 to 654 code for a protein of 217 amino acids. Gene Ontology annotation, molecular function: RNA-DNA hybrid ribonuclease activity; nucleic acid binding. NCBI's taxonomy places the organism in Eukaryota, Viridiplantae, Streptophyta, Magnoliopsida, Ranunculales, Papaveraceae. The record is from RefSeq and is a predicted model, not a curated record.